AUGGCUCGAUUUUCUCCUCAACAAAGCCGUCCCGUCCACGCGACUCCCUUCAUGAACCACUCGACCACUCCUUCAGACGCAAACUAUGACACCGCCAACCCUGCCUACAUUCGCAAGUACCUGCGCACCUACGGCCUCACUCCUCCCCGCGCCGAGAGCUAUGAAACCCAAAAGUCCCGGUGUCUGUCCCAGUUGGGGCUGAAGAACACCCCCAUCGACAAAUUCCAGUACCUCAGCACGCUGCGCAAGAACAACGUCCACCUCUUCUACCGUCUGGUCACCGACCACCUGAGGGAGCUGACGCCCUUGAUCUACACCCCCGUUGUCGGCGAGGCCUGCCAGCGCUGGUCCGAGAUCUACCAGCAGCCGGAGGGUAUGUACCUGAGCUGGGAAGAUCGGGGAAAUCUGGCAGCCGUCAUCGCCAAUUGGCCCCAGCCCACCGUGGAGAUCACAUGUAUCACCGAUGGCUCCCGUAUCCUCGGACUGGGCGACCUGGGCAUCAACGGCAUGGGUAUCCCCAUUGGCAAGUUGGCCCUCUACACGGCCUGUGCGGGUAUCCGCCCCGAGGCCACUCUUCCGCUGACCCUGGAUCUGGGCACCAGCAACAAGACCCUCCGGGAAGACCCGCUGUACAUGGGUAGCCGCCGUGACAAGAUCAGCCCCGAGGAGGAGCGGGAGUUUUUGGACGAGUUGAUGUCCGCUCUCACCGAGCGCUGGCCCGGUAUCGUCAUUCAGUUUGAGGAUUUCAAGAAUCCCUUCCCCGCAUUGGAGCGUUACCAGGGUAUCUACACCUGCUUCAAUGACGACAUCCAGGGUACCGGCGCCGUCAUCCUCGGCGGAGUCAUCAACGCCGUCAAGCGUUCCGGUCUCCCCUGCAAGGACCACCGCGCCGUCUUCUUCGGCGCCGGCUCGGCCGGUGUCGGCGUCGCCAAGCAGAUUGUUGACUUCUUCGUCCGCGAGGGCAUGACCGAGGAGGAUGCUCGCAACUGCUUCUACCUCGUCGACACCAAGGGUCUCGUCACCGCUGACCGUGGUGACAAGCUCGCCGACCACAAGGUCUACUUCGCCCGCCAGAACAACAAUGGACAGCAGUUCAAGACCCUGGAGGAGGUCGUCGACCACGUCCAGCCCACCAUCCUGAUGGGUCUGUCCACCAUGGGCGGUGUCUUCACCCCCGAGAUCCUCCGCAAGAUGGCCGACUGGAACACCACCCCCAUCAUCUUCCCCCUGUCCAACCCCUCCUCCAAGUCCGAGUGCGACUUUGAGACCGCCGUCAAGAACACCGACGGUCGCUGCCUCUUCGCCUCCGGCUCUCCCUUCCCCACCAUGUCCUUCACCAACGCCCAAGGCCAGACGAAUACCUACUACCCCGGCCAGGGCAACAACAUGUACGUGUUCCCCGGUAUCGGUCUCGGCAGCAUUCUGUCCAAGGCCGUCCGGGUCACCGACAACAUGAUCUACGCCUCCGGCGAAGCCCUCUCCAAGGCCCUGACCGCCGAGGAGAUCGAGCUCGGUCUCCUCUACCCGGAUAUCACCCGCAUCCGUGAAGUCAGCGUGGUCGUUGCCCGCAACGUGAUGCGCGCUGCCCAGGAGGACAAGGUCGACCGUGAGACCGCCCUCCGCAACAUGUCCGACAAGGACUUGGACAACUACAUCAGGACCCGCAUGUAUGACCCGCACACCGAGGUCCGCGCCCUGGAGCGCGAGGUCGGUCACCUGCUCUCCAGCCUGGGCAACUUGACCCCCUUCUCCAGUGGCUCUCCCACCGAGGAAGUUAACGGGAGCCCGCACAAGCUGUAA
Molecule: messenger RNA, 1800 nt
Organism: Penicillium cinerascens
Lineage: Eukaryota; Fungi; Ascomycota; Eurotiomycetes; Eurotiales; Aspergillaceae
Product: NADP-dependent malic enzyme
Exons: 5
Coding region: 1-1800 (599 amino acids)
Biological process (GO): malate metabolic process; pyruvate metabolic process
Cellular component (GO): mitochondrion
Molecular function (GO): NAD binding; malate dehydrogenase (decarboxylating) (NAD+) activity
Source: RefSeq, a predicted model, not a curated record